CGCAAAUGUUCUACAUUCUAUCGUGCUUCGUAAUUAAAGCCAAUCUACAAGCGCAGAACAAAGGGUAAGAAACAAAAUGGCUGGCGCUAAUGAUAACAACACAGGACAGGUACUUACAACGACAUGCACAUUAUUUCCAAAUCUAAACGAUCAGACUGUGAUGACGUAUAAGACCAUUGGGCCCUCUAAGCUGAUCAGUGAUGAACUGUUGAGCAUCAUUUCUGUUGUGGUCAAGUCAGCCUUGUACCAAAUAUUUAGCGCUUUCGGCAUGACGACCAACUUUUUGAACCUGGUUGUUUUCAGGAAAAUGGGCUUCAGGGAUACGGUCAACGUUUCGCUGUUCGCACUGAGCGUCUCCGAUUUUUGCAGUCUGGCGUCUCUCUUCUGGAUGGGGAUCUGCUACAAUCCGAUUUUUGCAGACUCGGAAAUCAGCAUCGACUCCAGGGGUAUCCAGUACAUUACGGGGGGUUGGCCUAAGUUUUACUUCACAAGGGUGAGCGGUCUGAUCACAGCCUACGUAACCUUCGAGCGAUGCCUCUGCACGACCAUGCCGCUGAAGGUCAAGUCCAUCGUGACUACAAAACGAGUCCUGGUGGUUGUUAUCUGUUUGUACCUGACCGUCGCCAUGUCCAUCGCUCCCAUCUACGUGUCGACUCACAUCGUUUGGAAGUGGUACCCAAACAAGAACAGGACACAGCUGGGACUCGUGUUUUCGGCCAACCGAGAAACCAUCAACAGCAUUACAUUCAUUCUCAAUGGAGUCCUAUGCAACGGCUCCUUUUUCUUCGUGGUUCUGUGUACCGUGGUGCUUGUCACAAACUUGAAAAAAUCGAUGCAGUGGAAGAAAACAUUCACCAGACAGAAGGAUAAGAAGGGGGGUAAGGAGAACAAAGCGAGCAAGAUGGUGACGUUGGUCGCUGUGGUUUUCAUAUCGUGUCUGUUCCCCGGGUCGGUUUUCUCCCUUGCCAUGUACGCUGUCCCUGAGAUGAACGCCGGGGAGUCGCAGCAGAAUCUGUUCUUUGCUUUAGCCUCUUUGAUCCACAUCACCGAGGCCUUCAACGCAUCUAUCAACACAUUCGUCUAUCUGCAAAUGAGCUCCAAAUAUAUGCAAACCUUUCGCCAGUUAUUU
Lymnaea stagnalis (great pond snail) is the source of this 1129-nucleotide messenger RNA. Lineage: Eukaryota; Metazoa; Mollusca; Gastropoda; Lymnaeidae. The record is from the annotation of a GenBank genome assembly.